GAGCUCACGGCCUCGGCCACGACGUACGGGGACCGACUCCGCGCCACGACGAGGCUCCCCUCAGGCGUGUACUCCUCGCGACCCCACAGCAAGCCCGCGUCCGCACCCGUCUUGGACGUCCUGGACGACGAUGAGCACGAGGACAACGGCCUGCACCGCCAGGCGCAGCGCGUCUCCCCCACGCUGCGGCCCAAGGUAGACCGCACCGCGUUGUUCCGGCGGCAGAGGCCGUCGACCACCACCGCCGCCCCGGUCGAGGAGGCCGACGCCGACGAGGCCGUGCUGCAGGACGCGCGCGACCUCUGCCGGCAGUCCCCAAACAGCUACUUCUGCCAGCCGACGGGCAGCAGGAAGCGGCCGCAGCGAGUCCGCGGGGCGGCCUCCACCUCCUCGACCUCGACGACCACCUCCACCACGACCUCCACCACCACGACCACGACGGAGGCCCCGACGACGCGGCGCGCACUGCCCGUAACCAUGGCGCGGCGCAACAGGCCCAAGCCCGCCAAGCAGCCCACCAUCAUCUACACCAACUUGUACCUGCCCGGCGACGUGGCCGAGGCCGCGGUGGCGCCGGCCUUCCAACCGCAGGCUGCGCAGGUGGACGAGGUCGUGGUGGACAAGUCGCGGAAGAGGGUCCCGGCCAAGCCGGCGACGAGGCCGUACGCUGGGCUGUCGGACACCACGGCGGCCCCGGUCCAGGAGGAGGUGAUCCUCGGCGAGGACGCCGACGACGCGGCCUCCACCAAGGCGUGGCCGGCCUUCUCGGCGAGUCACCGGCCGCCCACCACCGCAAGGCCGCGCGACAUCUGCGACGACCCCGCGCACAUGUUCCUCUGCGAGAGGCCCGCCGUGCAGCGCGCACCUAGCCGUCGACCCAUCGGCAGCGGACUCCGCGCCGGCGGCAUCAGCAGGGUGGCGGUCUCGGACGACUUCCACGAGUACCCCAUGGCGGCCCCCACCAUUUCCUCCCGAUCAGGGCCUCAGCACGAAGCGGAGACCUUCACCGAGCUCACCGGCGUGGACUACACCCCCGUCACGGAGGGCGAAGAGAGGCCCGGCUUCGACGUGGACCCGGCCAGCGAGGGGUACUACUUCUCCAGGCCGGCGGUCACCGCCAGCAGCAGCAGGCCCAGCGCUCCGGAGCCCGAGCACGUCGACGCACCCUUCCUGCUGAACCUCGGGCCGUCCAAACUGCCGGCCUUCUCCAAGCCGUCGGAGGACUCGUUCGCCAAGCCAGCGCGGAGGGUGCCCGUCCACGACCAGAGCGCCAGCUCCAACGAGCAGGCCUUCAAGUACCAGCCGCUGGCUGCGUUCCCCAGCGCCGCGCCCGCUGCUCCAUACCCGCUGCAGAACCACGAGGCCGCCGUGCCACAACCGCUUGCUGCACAGCCGGUGCCACACCUCGUGCCUCAGACGGCCCUGCAGCCCGUCAUGGCGUACGCGCUGCCGUCCGUGGAGGCCCUGCUGGCGGCGGAGCGGCAGGCCGAGCGGCAGCGCGAGGAGGAGCACAACAACCUGGCGGCGCACGCCAUCCUGGCCGCGCUGCGCAUGCAGGCCGACGCCCUCCGCGAGCAGAGUGCCACGCCCGUCGCCGACAUCGCCACCGUGCUCCCCGAGGCCACCCCGGCGCCCCGCAAGCAGCCCAAGAAGAACAAGAAGAAGAACAAGCGGCCGAAGAAGCCCGAGCACGAGGUGACGGAGUUCGUCGACGAAGAGGGCGUGCUGAUGGAGACCGUGCGGCCUGUGCACGGCCACGGCCACAGCCACGGACAUGGACACCGUCGGCCGGUCGAAGUGCUGUCGGAGCCCCCGCGCGGCGCCCUCAUCCUCAUGGACAGCCACGGGCCGCACGGGCCGCCCAGGUCGCCGAUGUACCGCGGUCACAUGCGCCCCAGCGCGAGGCCCGUCCUCGCUCUGCACCGGUUCAAGCGACAGGACGACGGCUACAUCUACCCCAAGCCCACGCCCGGCGGCAAGCCUGCGCCCGGGCCGGCCGAGCCCACCGAUGAGGAGGGCUACGACUACCCGCCGCCGGGCCAGCCCUUCCCAGGGCCGUCGCCAGCACCCGGCCAGUCAACGCCAGGGCCUUCCUCCCCGGCGCCCGGGCCUUCCUCACCGGCACCAGAGCCUUCGUCGCCUGCCGAACCAGCCCCGGGCCCUUCCCCCACACCCGACGCGCCGGAGCCUGACACGCCGGAGCCCGAGGCCCCGGUGCCGACGUCCCCCGUCCCGGUUCGGCCCAAGCCGACCCCGGCCCCGGAGCUGAAGCCGACGCCAGGCGCCGGGCCUCAGCCCCAGCCUCCCGCUGGAGGUGAUGAAGAGGGCUACGACUACCCCCCUCCGGGUGGACAGCCGUUCCCGGCACCGGGACCCACUGGCGGGGACGCGGAGGGCGGUGUUGAGUUACCCGGCCCUGGCGCCCCCGAGGAGCCUGCGCCGGGUCCGAGCCCCAGUCCGAGCCCCAGUCCGACCCCCGCGCCGACACCAGCCCCCACGCCCUCCUCGGACGGGGGCGAGGACGAGGGUUACAGUUACCCACGCCCGGAAAGGGGGCUUGGCAGCCGGAAAGCUUGAGCACCAUUCCGCCGCCCGGCUCACAUGUGUAAAUAUUUCAUGUCUAGAAUAAGGGAGCCACAACAGUCGCGAUAGCGUGUCGCGUGUGUGUCAUAUUUUGUAGAAAUUCGUAUUUAUUCAAAUCCUAAUUUAAAUUUUCCUACUAGGGAUUAGUGAAUUUCAGCGGACGUCCAAGGGAGCUGAACCCUGUUUCGACAUAUUUAUUUUUGUAUGAUUGGCUGAGUGCCACUUCGAAGUUUCGUCGAAUUGUUCUUAAGCUUCAUCCCACUCGGCCAGAAGUCUAAGGGGCGCCGACCGAGCAAUGGUGAUCCGUGGACGUGCGGUUGAUUAUUUUGAAAGUGUGAUGCCAACCUUAACAAGCUGGCCGUAAUGGAUAGGAAAUGGGGGAAAUGAACAAUUUAGCAUGCAUAAUAGCAGAAGAAAGAAGCGGGGAAAUGUAGAAAUGAAUAUUCGGCAAAAGAUGCUUCGAAAACUUAUUAUAUGUAUUGGUAGAAAGGUGAGAGCUCCUACAUGUUUGAUAGUGUAAGUUUGUGACUGUGGGAUGGGGCAUUUUACUGCCAACAUAGAAAGAAAAAAAAUGUUGGAAAAGAGGAGUCGUGUUUGAAAGAGGGGAUGAGAAUAAAGAAAUGUUAAUAAGGAUAUAAUAUUGUACAUCAGUGGUAGAUAAUGGUGCGGACGGAGUGUGCAAAAAAUGUGUUUGAAUUAAAUAAAAGUUCUGAUAUUUUCUGAAA
Messenger RNA from Thrips palmi, 3308 nucleotides. Its product is annotated as cell surface glycoprotein 1-like. The annotation marks the transcript as partial. Lineage: Eukaryota; Metazoa; Arthropoda; Insecta; Thysanoptera; Thripidae. The transcript has a single exon. The record is from RefSeq and is a predicted model, not a curated record.